Leptinotarsa decemlineata (Colorado potato beetle) is the source of this 556-nucleotide messenger RNA. It is a transcript of the gene Vti1b, whose product is annotated as Vesicle transport through interaction with t-SNAREs 1b. NCBI's taxonomy places the organism in Eukaryota, Metazoa, Arthropoda, Insecta, Coleoptera, Chrysomelidae. Gene Ontology annotation, cellular component: endoplasmic reticulum membrane; late endosome membrane; SNARE complex. Gene Ontology annotation, biological process: macroautophagy; regulation of protein localization to plasma membrane; retrograde transport, endosome to Golgi. The record is from RefSeq and is a predicted model, not a curated record. Gene Ontology annotation, molecular function: SNAP receptor activity; SNARE binding.
UUCACAAUUUAUAAUUAAAGAGGUUAUUGUUUAUUUCUUUAUAAUUUUUGCUUGCUCUAAUGUAAAAAAAUGUAUAACGGUAGGGACAUAGACUACGAAGAACGUAAUAGGCAAAUAGUCUUAGAAGGAACACAAAUACUAGAACGAACAGGAGAGAGCUUGGCCAGAUCACACCAAAUAGCUGUGGAAACUGAAGAUAUUGGAAAUGAAGUCAUAUCGGAGUUGGGACAACAAAGAGAAUCACUACUCCGUACUCGUGAUAGAUUGGGAGAUGCCAACGAAGAACUUGAACACGCAAAGUCCGUUCUUCGUAAAAUGGGUCGAGAAGUCCUGUACAACAAACUUAUACUGGUCUUGAUAAUUAUUACAGAAGUUAUUAUAUUAGUGUCAUUAAUAUAUCUAAAAUUCUUCAAAAGAUCUAAGUAGCAUUGAAAAAUACUUAAAAAUUGCCUCUUUUCAAAUCAAAGGCGUAUGUAUACAUGGUUUAUUAUAUAAAAUGUAGUUACUAUUUUGUUUUUGACCAACCUUUCAAUAGUAAUAAAACAAUAGUUCCUUA